ACUAUGAGACAGACAAAUGAGACACAGGUGACGGAGUUUCUUCUUCUGGGACUCUCUGGCGACCCGCACACCCAGAAGCUGCUCUUUGUCUUAUUUCUGGGUGUCUAUCUGGUCACUGUGCUUGGAAACCUGCUUCUCAUGUUCCUCGUUCAGGCUGAUUCUCGGCUUCACACACCCAUGUAUUUUUUCCUGUGCAACCUGUCUCUGGCUGACCUCUGCUUCUCGACCAACAUUGUCCCUCAGGCUCUUGUCCACCUCCUUUCGAGGAGAAAGGCCAUUUCAUUCAGACGCUGUGCAGCUCAGCUCCUGCUCUUUCUUAUUUUUGGGUGCACACAAUGUGCCCUUUUGGCUGUGAUGUCUUAUGAUCGGUAUGUGGCUAUCUGUAACCCUCUGCAUUACCCUAGCAUCAUGACGUGGAGGGUGUGUAUCCAGCUGGCCACAGCGUCAUGGACUAGUGGCUUUGUAGUGUCUGUGGUGGACACCACUUUCACACUAAGCCUCCCCUAUCGAGGAAGCAACAGUAUUGCUCAUUUCUUUUGUGAGGCUCCUGCCCUGUUGACCCUGGCUUCUACAGACACCCACACUUCCGAGAUGGUCAUCUUCCUCAUGGGGGUUGUGAUUCUCCUCCUACCUGUCUCCCUAAUUCUGGUGUCCUAUGGCCACAUCAUAGUGACUGUGGUCAAGAUGAAGUCAGCUUCAGGGAGGCUCAAGGCAUUUUCUACCUGUGGUUCCCACCUCAUUGUCGUCAUCCUUUUUUAUGGGUCAGCAAUUAUCACUUACAUGACCCCGAAGUCUUCCAAAGAACAGGAGAAGGGGUCUGUUUUCUAUGCGGUGGUGACACCUAUGCUCAAUCCCCUCAUCUACAGCCUGAGGAACAAAGAUGUAAAGGGAGCUCUGUGGAAAGUAGCCACGAAGAACUUUCCACGCAGGGUUAGAGUCACCCACUGA
Acomys russatus (golden spiny mouse) is the source of this 948-nucleotide messenger RNA. Its product is annotated as olfactory receptor 2D2-like. Gene Ontology annotation, molecular function: olfactory receptor activity; G protein-coupled receptor activity. Gene Ontology annotation, cellular component: membrane. NCBI's taxonomy places the organism in Eukaryota, Metazoa, Chordata, Mammalia, Rodentia, Muridae. The record is from RefSeq and is a predicted model, not a curated record. Gene Ontology annotation, biological process: G protein-coupled receptor signaling pathway.